AGAUAUGUCAUUGGUCAUGCAAGCGGCGAACCUAAAUAUACCGUACCAAUUCCAAUUAAUGUACCUUUUCUUUUUUCAUUGACUUGAGGUGAGGUUAGCUUCUUCAAUGGGAUAUUGUGUGAACCAUUUUGUCUCUCCGAGUAUUAUAGCAUCAGCUCCUUUGCAACCUAGAAACGUAUCUACUACAUGUUUGUUGACCAAACCAUCUGGCAGAAGAGGUUGUAGCAGUACUGUUACCAGUAAUAUGAGGCGGCCAUCAAUGGAUGAUGCAAUAUCUUCUUUCACUUACCGAAAAUUUGCUCACUUCGCUGUGGAAGAAACUAAGAAACACACACAGUUGAGCCCUUCUCCAUUACAGGAGAAGUUUGCUUACUUGUCUUCAAUGGAUGGGAAAGCGGAGCUCCAGAUGCACUCUUUUGAGUCACCUAAGAUUAGACUACUCCGAAGUUUAUCCAUUGAAGGUAGUGACGGAGUGCAGGUCUUGGAUUUUGCUAUCUUUCCCCGAGCAGAGAUCGAUCUUCCAAUUUUUUGUGCCAACUUUUUUACCACAUCAGUCAUUAAUAUCAUUUUAUUGGACCUCAAUCCAUUACACGAUGUCAUCAGUCAACAGGAUUACAAGAGAAAAUAUUAUACGCACUUAAUUCCUCUUGGACAUGAGUAUGCUGAGCUUUUACCAUGGGGAGGAAAGAUUACUUCUGAAUCUUUAAAAUUUUUCUCACCCAUUGUUAUAUGGACCAAGUUUCCUCCAAGCCAGCAGAAACACGAUUUUUUAUAUUCUGCUUUCAUGGACUAUCUCAAGUCAUGGCUUCAGCUGAUGGACCAGGCAUCAAUGGACACUGACGUUUCUCAGGUUAUAGUUAAUCUUGAAGCACAACAUCGGUAUCUCACAUGGAGGGCAGAAAAGGAUCCUGGCCAUCAAGUUCUGAGAAGAUUAACUGGGGAGACACUUGCAAAGGAAAUAGUUCGGAGUUUUCUUUUUAAUGGAGUUGAUGAACUGAGUAGCAAAACGUUCAUCGACUACUUCCCAGAGUACAAAUGCGAUGACGGGACUGUAAAUCAGAAGCGUAGUAUGAUUGGGAAAUCAUUCGAAAGCCGCCCGUGGGAUGCAAGAGGGGAAUUCAUUGGUAAUACAUUAUUAAAGUAGAAAGCGUGUUCGGCUGCUUCCAUAAUUUUUUCUUUCUACCCCCCUGUGCUCUUUUUUCUCUGUAAGAGAUAACUGUUCAAUUUAUUUAAGCAUUUCCAGAUGGAAACUAUUAUCCCACAAUGUAUUGUAAUCAGCUAGCAUAGACGUUGUUGUAAACAUGUAAUCUUAAUAUGAUAAAAAUUGUACUUCGUACUACAUAGUUAAUUGUCUAUGAAGAGGUUCACGUUUUCUCAUUAUAUGAAUGUAUAAUUUGACAUGAAAAUGAAGCAUUA
This is a messenger RNA of Cuscuta epithymum, 1416 nucleotides long. The record is from the annotation of a GenBank genome assembly. NCBI's taxonomy places the organism in Eukaryota, Viridiplantae, Streptophyta, Magnoliopsida, Solanales, Convolvulaceae.